Molecule: messenger RNA, 1679 nt
Organism: Morus notabilis
Lineage: Eukaryota; Viridiplantae; Streptophyta; Magnoliopsida; Rosales; Moraceae
Exons: 4
Coding region: 228-1457 (409 amino acids)
Biological process (GO): regulation of DNA-templated transcription
Molecular function (GO): transcription coregulator activity
Source: RefSeq, a predicted model, not a curated record
ACUAACAAGAGAGAAAAACUGUCCCAUUGCAAAAACCAACUUGGGAUUCGGGAAAACCAAAAAAGAAGAAGAACCAAUAGUCAUAAGUGACCCGUUAUCAAUGCCCAUAUAGAGAUAUUGUACUCACUUUGAUUUCCCAAAAAGAACCCAGUAAUUUUUUUUCCCUUUUUUCUUUCUCUUUUCUCUCUGUAUUUUGUUGUGUUUCUCGCUCAGGGUUCUGUGGAAACAUGCCGAGGCCAGGCCCGAGGCCUUACGAGUGCGUGAGGCGAGCUUGGCACAGCGAUCGGCACCAGCCCAUGAGAGGCUCCGUCAUUCAGCAGAUUUUCAGGGUUGCCAAUGAAGCGCACAGCGCAACGACUAAAAAGAACAAGGAGUGGCAAGAGAAGCUGCCCAUUGUGGUCCUCAAAGCGGAGGAGAUUAUGUACUCCAAGGCCAAUUCCGAGGCCGAGUACACGAAUCUAGACACACUAUGGGAUAGAGUAAACGACGCGAUUAAUACGAUAAUCCGGCGAGAGGAAACAACCGAAACCGGAGACCUUUUGCCGCCCUGUGUUGAAGCUGCUCUUAAUUUGGGUUGCAUUCCAGUAAGAGCUUCGCGAAGCCAACGCCACAGUAACCCUAGGACUUACCUUACCGCAAGAGCACAUGAGCCUUUCUCCGCAGGUACUAGAGUUUUGGAUAGGACUAGCGAUGAAAGACGCCCUCAGUUAUUGCCACUUCACUCGGGGAACCAAUUGACUUUUGCAAGAGCCCCGAUUGCGAACCCUGCGAAUUUUCUUUCCGAAUCUAACACCCAUGUCAACCGGAAUAAUAAUAACCUCACUGCUCCUCGCAGUCAUGCAUUUUCGCCUGAGAAUGUUGUCUCUGGCCAUAGUCAGGCAACAACAAUUGACACGAAUGCCUCACUGAACUUGGGUUCAGUAUAUCCUUUGUAUCAUGGGACAAACUAUCGAACUGAAAAGUACCAUUCAGGCUCUCCUAUCCCAGAAAAUGUACAUUCUAAGACGAUUUAUGUUGGUACGCCAGUUGUUACACCGGCUGCAACUGCUGAGCCGACUAUGCAGGAUUGUUUUACUCGAGUGGAUGCCAUGGGCACCCAAGAGAACCCACAAGAAGCAGAAUGCGAUUUGUCUCUGAGGCUGAGUUUAUUUUCCAACCCAUUUGGUAGAACCCAGAAAAAUUUUGCAACUGAAACGGAAGAUGUUGGUUCCAGCAGCUCUCAGGACGCGGGCAAAGUGAAUGAUGUGCGACAGUCAAUGGGCAGAGAAUUCUGUUUCUUCCCAGGCAAGUCUGCUUGUGAUCUCUCUGAAUCCAGUUCAAGAAUGUGGAAUUCAGGGGGUGAAGGCCAGAAUUUGGAGGCCUUCGUAAGGAAGGGUAAGGAAACAUUUAGUAGCAAUGAGAAGGAUGGGCAAUUUUGCUGGCAACCAGGUGUCCCAUCCAACUGGUUUCGUAGGUGAAUCACCGUGCCAGGUUUGUAGGCGAUUUUUUCCCCUUGCUGUUGUAGUGUAUAUGUUUUCAAAUGUGAGGUUUCCCAUAUCUCUUGUUGAGUCCCUCUGUGAUAACUUUAUUUUAUUGUAGAAUCGAUUGUGAAAUCUUAGAAGUUGAUUUUGAGAUGCAAGCUUCAAUGGUUGAAAGAUGCAAGUUACUGAGUUGUAAAUGGAAUGUGAAUUUUAUUCUCA